Molecule: messenger RNA, 1428 nt
Organism: Penicillium macrosclerotiorum
Lineage: Eukaryota; Fungi; Ascomycota; Eurotiomycetes; Eurotiales; Aspergillaceae
Exons: 10
Source: RefSeq, a predicted model, not a curated record
AAUGCCAUGUCUUGUACCAAAAUCAAUCUUCCCCCCGAGCAGGAAAGUCACACUAGCUUUCAGGGGAUUGACAUCGACCAGUACGAAGAGACUGUCCCAAGAUGGAAACGACUUUGGCAGCACAGCUUAACGCAGAUGAUUUUACUAAGUAUUCAGGCCUUCUGUGGACCAGCCAUGUCAGACGCAAUCACAGGUCUUGGUGGAGGUGGUCUUGCAUCUCCCCACGUGUCGAAUAUUGCGACCGCAAUCACAUAUGCCCUGCUAGCUGUCGUAUGUUUCUUGGGCGGGCCAUUAGUGAACAAAAUCGGUGUCAAGUGGGCUCUGGUUCUUGGUUCAAUGUCCUUUCCCAUUCAAGGCUCAGCGUACUAUUGUAAUAGCAAGUUUGGAAACCAGUGGUAUCUUAUUCUCAGUGGUGCAAUCAGUGGAAUUGGAACUGCUUGCUGGUAUGUCGCGGAAGCAGGUGCAAUUAUGACCCUUGCACCUUCUGGUGCCCGUGGAAAAUAUUUAGCUCUGUGGAUUGUAUCGCGAAAUCUUGGUCAGCUCGUGGGAGGUGCAAUCAAUAUCUCCAAGAACUAUCAAAAAGGAGUUGAGGGCGGAGUCUCUCCAGAUACCUAUUUGGCAUUCGUGAUUAUUGAAUCUGUUGCUCUCCCAUUUGCGCUGUUGAUAAUUCCCUUUGAACGUGUCAUCCGAUCUGAUGGGACCAGAAUCGUCAUAUCGAACCCUCUUUCUACCAGGAUGGAAUUGAAGCACAUUGCGAAGACAAUGAGCUCAAAGCUAAUACUACUUUCAAUGUUUUGGGCCUUAUGGUCGUUCUUUUAUAGUGGAACAUGGAGCACCUAUUUAGGAACCUAUUUCUCUGUGCGCGCUCGCGCGCUCUCAUCUCUCAUCUCGCCAUUCUUCUGCAUUGUCGGCUGUUUCGGACUUGGAUUCAUACUAGAUAUGAAGGGUGUCAGUCAGCGUCGUCGUGCCCAAUUUGGUCUUUUCACUGUCGUCAUUCUCAACACCGCAGUAUACAUUUGGUCGAUAAUCAUGCAAGUCAAGUUCAAUAAACAUGACCCUGGUAACAUAGAUUGGGAUGAUGCGUUAUACCCCUCAUCGUUUUUGCCAUACUUCUUUGUCCAGACUACUGGCCCAUUGUCACAGUCAUAUAUGUAUUGGCUCCUCUCAUCUUUUGCAACGGAUGCCCAGGAGAAUGUAAGGAAUGGUGCUGCAUUUAGGUGUAUCGAAGCGGUCGGCCAAGCUAUUUCGUACGGAAUGAAUACGCAAACGACAAAUAACCCACUGAUUGGAUUCUGUGUCUCCUUUGCUUUACUUGGGAUUGCUCUGUUCCCCAUGAUAACCUUGGUGAACACAACACCUGACCUUAUCCCAGCUGACGUAGUUGCCGAGCAGCAGAGUGCUGAUCUGGGAAAGACCGAGGUCAAUUAA